Molecule: messenger RNA, 3875 nt
Organism: Colletotrichum scovillei
Lineage: Eukaryota; Fungi; Ascomycota; Sordariomycetes; Glomerellales; Glomerellaceae
Exons: 17
Coding region: 1-2901 (966 amino acids)
Biological process (GO): N-glycan processing; carbohydrate metabolic process
Cellular component (GO): glucosidase II complex
Molecular function (GO): alpha-glucosidase activity; carbohydrate binding
Source: RefSeq, a predicted model, not a curated record
AUGCAAGUACCAAGUAUCCAUGCUUGCAGUCACGCCAUCCAUGCAGCUGUCCUAACAGGUAUGCUUGUCGAUAUUGAAUUCUUGAUGGAGACGGACCGAGUGACUCUUCCUUGUCUCGGUUAUCAUGGAAUUGGCGACGGUAGCCACCGCAUUCUGCCGCAGCAGGUUCAUCCUCACAUUCAUGUGAGUCAAGCACUGCUUUCAGAGAUCCCCUGGGAAACACAGACCCCGUGGCGUUUUGAUGUACAAAUACCUAAGAUGACUAUCAGAGAGUUAAUUGGCGCCAACCUUGUACGUCGCCAUCGGACUCGGCUGAAUGUGCCAAUAUCAGUUUCGAGCCGUUACCGGAAUUCAAAAAGCCUUGUCCUCAAAGUCUCAUUCCGGGGUUCAGCCAAUGUGACCUCCGUUGGAAUGCAUUUGCACUGGCGUUUGGGGGAGCUGAAGCGGGACGGUCCGAACCAGGCUAAUGAUCCAUCUAGACGUACAAUUGUUAGAGACCGUGUUGUAGAUCUCGUUAAUGAUCUUCAGCAAGAAUACCGAGAUUGCGACGCGGGAAACAGCUACGGUGCACCACAGGGUUGGUACUGGAAAACGACGUUUGAACAGCUGUCGGAUGACCACUGGGUUCUCAGUUCGGUUGAUCACACUGCCCAAAACCCGAGCGGGGCAGUCAAGACUCGCCUACACUUCUUCGCAUCGCCAUUCCGCAUUAUUGCAACACGACCGGGCCUCGAGCCGAGGGAGAAGAUUCCCUCUUUUAUAGCAGAGACCGGCAUACAAGGAACAUCAAUCUCGGAAGAAGUGAUUUGGCGAACCGCUGACCAAGCCUUUUCUUACAACGGCGAUCCAGAGAUUGAUGCAAUCAACAAUGUCAUCCUCAGAAUGCAUAAGCCGCCCCCGGCCCACUAUCUUGGGUUUGGGGAACAGGGCGGAAAGACUGUACUGAAGAAGCCAACGUACAUGAAUUACUUCUGCUACGACAACUUUAAUUACAGGAAGGUAUACGGUCAGGGGGCUCUGGAUGACAAAGAACCCUUAUACCACUCGUCUCCGUUCUUCCUGGAAAUGAAUGGAACUCCCAACCAUCGGAAUGUUACCGGCUUGAUGGUUGACAACUACUCACAGGUCGCCAUUGAUCUUGGUAUGAAUGAAUCGAACACGAUCGGCAUCGCUACGCGAUUUGGGACGUUUGAUGCCUACAUUAUGACUGCGGACAACGUACCGAAAAUGAUCUGGCAAUACACUUCGAUUGUCGGGCGACCGAAGCUCAAGCCUCGCUUCAUUUUAGGCCAUCACCAAGGAUGUUACGGAUACAGUAAGAGCGCAACUGUUGAGGGCAUCGUGGACGGAUACCGCACCUCAGGAAUUCCCCUAGAUGGAAUGCAUCUAGAUGUGGAUUUUCAGGAUCGAUACCGCACUUUCACCGCGAGUGAGUCAAAUUUCGGCAACAUCAGCGACUUCUUGAACGGCCUUAGGCAGAGGGGGGUAAAGUGCUGCACAAACAUCACGCCUAUCCUCAGUCUUCGAGAGUCAGACGCCGACCCAUACAUCAAUUUACGUAACUUUUGGGAUGAAGGUGAUAAGCUAAAUCCUGCCACCAAUCUUUUGGUUAGCGACAAUAGGUAUCUGAAGGGUCUUCCCAAUAACCAGCCGCGCGGAUGGCGAUAUGAUGGCGCCAACCCCGACAUACAGAAGAUCUACACAAAUUCUGUUGAUGCGCCCAACAAUGGACUUCUUGACAACUACAACUUUAACGAGAAUUAUAAUAGCGGGUACCCUUUCCACGGAGGCGUUAGCUACGGCACAUUUCCUGGAACCAAUACCAACCUUGGAACCCCCGGCUAUUAUCCUGACCUGAACCGUGCCGUUGCACGCGAGAGAUGGGGAGAGCACUUCCCAUCCCGUCUUCUCAUGUCCGAUGACACUCCCAACCAAGAUCCGAAAGUUAAGCCAUCAACGAAGACUGCUAUUGAGCUUUGGGGUCUUUACUCGUACAACUUGCACAAAGCAACGUACAAUGGGCUGAAUAAGCUUAAAGGAAGAGAGAACAAGCGCAACUUUGUUAUCGGCCGUGGAAGCCUUACUGGCAUGCACAGAUUCGCCGGCCUUUGGACUGGCGACAACGGCAGUUCUUGGGAUUUCUGGAGAAUAUCGGUUGCGCAGGUCAUUGCUCUGGGGUACAGUGGCAUGACAAUUGCAGGAGUUGACAUGGGAGGCUUCACCCCUGAUCCAGACAAGAGGCUCAACCCCCCGCAGUGGUGUGAUCCAGAGCUGCUGAUUCACUGGUACACUGGGGCAUUUUUGCUGCCUUGGUACCGAAACCAUUACAUCCAGCAUUUCGGCGGCAAGAAUUUCCAGGAACCGUGGCAGUACACAUACGCUUUUCAAAAUUACCCGCAGGCUCUUCAGGGGUCCGGUCAAGAUGUGUAUAACCUCUACAUGUCAGUCGAGCCGAUCUGCCGCUACUACGUCCAACUCCGAUAUUCGCUGAUGCAGGUACUUUACGAUACUAUGUUUGCGAACCUGAUCAACGGUUUACCCAUUGCCCGCGCCAUGCUUAUUACCGAUCCGGAAGACACAACGCUAUUCAAUGCAAAUGAUGAUUUCAUCGACAAUCAAUAUCUUCUUGGCCAUAACAUCUUGGUUUGCCCCGUCCUGAAUCCAGGUGUUAACUACAGGCCAGUUUAUCUGCCCGGUUCUGAUCAGUGGUACCCACUGAACCUUCGCAUCGACGUCCAGAACCAAGGAAAAGAUCCGCAGCGGGUCAAGCAUGCUGCUGAUUUGGAGCAAUCCGUACCUGGUGGUACCACGAUCAGUUAUGGGUGUUACAUACCUAAUGCCGGGUUUCAACCCGAGCAGAUACCCUUUGUCACACCAGUAUAUGUCCGAGCCGGCAAGUAAUUGAAGCACUCCUCAAACAUGACUAAGUCUGACCAUCACAGGGGCCAUCGUCCCGCAACUUUAUUACCGCCAGUUUGUAAAUGAAGGCGGUGUGAACACGCCUACAAUUCACAUCUACCCUAAUGUACCGGGGCGAAAGCCAACGGCAAGUGGCCUUCUACAACUUGGGUAAAGAACUUAAACUGAUAGGUGUGACGUUUAAGCAUUACUCCAUGUACUUGGAUGACGGCGUUAGCCGGGACAGUGCGCCGGCCGAUCUACCUCAACACAGAUAUUCUCGUGCUGCCACCUCUACUACGAGUGAGGCCAAGAGCUACUUCCGCGAAGUCAAGAUUCAUCAGGUUUGUCCGGUCCAUUGAACCUCAUUGUCAUCGUAUAUAUCUAAUACCGGGCUUAGGAGUAUGACGGUGCGUUGCGCAUUGUCAAGCUCUCUCAUCCUUGGAACCUUUUCAACGCGUCUCAUCUUAUUGGUGACACGUAUCAACUCGCCCUCUGGACCGAAAAGUGCACAGCACCAAGCGCUUCCGGUGAUGUCAGUGUCUCGUUUCAAGACCAAGACGGAAACUCCAUUACCAAUUCUGGUUUGACAUACGAAUACACCCCAAGCCGAGGUGUUUUGACGGUUUAUGUGCCGGUAGCUCUGGUACCCGAUCUUCAGAACCAGCUACCUGGGUUGGUUUCCCCUGAGGACCACUUCGUCUCUAUCAGAGUUUCUGGGCUUCCUUAGGUUGGUCACUUGAUGAAGUAUUCCAGAAACAAAUGGGCGUGGUUCUUGGGCUCAGCAUUGCAUUGCUACUCAAUGUUCGUCUUUCUUGUAAGGGUCUAGGUUAUCGAUAUUGGAGAAAUUGUAUGGUUGCGAAUCAACCAGGAAUUAAUAGUACUGCAGAAGAAUGUAUAGAUUCAAACUUUCUUUCAUCACUUUCAUUAAAUCUUCUACUCAGAUAUUCAGUACAGAUAAGAUACGACAGGGCGGG